UACCCCCUCACAAUCCAACGGGAAAAGGCGUCUUCAUAAACGCCACCCCAAACCUCUCAUUUUUUUUUUUCCUUCCAAUUUUCCAAUCCAAUUUUUAGGGUUUCAUCUUCUUCUCCGAGAAAAUGAGAGAGUGCAUUUCAAUCCACAUCGGUCAGGCCGGUAUCCAGGUCGGAAACGCAUGUUGGGAACUCUAUUGCCUCGAGCAUGGCAUUCAGCCCGAUGGACAGAUGCCCAGUGACAAGACCGUUGGCGGAGGAGACGACGCCUUCAACACAUUCUUCAGCGAGACCGGUGCUGGGAAACACGUGCCACGCGCAGUCUUCGUGGAUCUUGAGCCCACGGUCAUUGACGAAGUUCGAACCGGGCCCUACCGCCAGCUCUUUCACCCAGAACAGCUCAUCAGCGGCAAGGAAGAUGCCGCCAACAACUUCGCGCGUGGCCACUAUACCAUCGGAAAGGAGAUUGUCGAUCUCUGCCUCGACAGGAUCCGUAAGCUCGCCGAUAACUGCACCGGUCUCCAGGGCUUCCUCGUCUUCAACGCCGUCGGUGGCGGCACCGGUUCCGGUUUGGGAUCGCUUCUCUUGGAGCGUCUAUCCGUUGACUACGGGAAAAAGUCCAAGCUCGGUUUCACCGUUUACCCAUCUCCUCAGGUUUCGACCUCCGUGGUGGAGCCAUAUAACAGUGUUCUCUCAACUCAUUCUCUUCUGGAACACACCGAUGUUGCCGUCCUUCUCGACAACGAAGCAAUCUACGACAUUUGCAGGAGAUCUCUCGACAUCGAGCGCCCUACCUACACCAAUCUCAACCGUCUCGUUUCUCAGGUGAUUUCAUCCCUUACUGCCUCUUUGAGGUUUGAUGGAGCACUGAAUGUGGAUGUGACUGAGUUCCAAACCAACUUGGUUCCUUACCCGAGGAUCCAUUUCAUGCUUUCUUCUUAUGCCCCUGUUAUCUCUGCUGAGAAAGCAUACCACGAGCAACUUUCCGUUGCUGAGAUUACCAACAGUGCUUUUGAACCAUCCUCCAUGAUGGCCAAGUGUGACCCUCGCCAUGGGAAGUACAUGGCGUGUUGUUUGAUGUACCGGGGUGAUGUUGUGCCGAAGGAUGUGAAUGCUGCAGUGGCGACCAUCAAGACCAAGAGAACCAUCCAGUUUGUGGAUUGGUGCCCCACUGGGUUCAAGUGUGGUAUCAAUUACCAACCUCCUACUGUUGUUCCCGGAGGUGACCUUGCGAAGGUGCAGAGGGCUGUGUGCAUGAUUUCUAACUCAACCAGUGUGGCUGAAGUGUUCUCAAGGAUUGAUCAUAAGUUUGAUCUGAUGUAUGCGAAGAGGGCGUUCGUGCACUGGUAUGUGGGUGAAGGUAUGGAAGAGGGUGAGUUCUCAGAGGCUCGUGAGGACCUUGCUGCUCUUGAGAAAGAUUACGAGGAGGUUGGCGCUGAGUCUGGCGAUGGAGAGGAUGUUGACGGAGACGAGGAAUAUUAGACUCUGGAAUAUCUGUCUGAUACAUGUGUUUGAUGUUAACUAUUUCGUUUUCUCUGGGAUCAAAUUCUGUGUGCUGAGUUUUUAAAUGUUUGGUUGUUAUCAAAUAUCAAUAUAUGUGCUUUGUAUAGCACAAAAGUUUCCCUA
Vigna umbellata (rice bean) is the source of this 1622-nucleotide messenger RNA. Its product is annotated as tubulin alpha chain. The record is from RefSeq and is a predicted model, not a curated record. Gene Ontology annotation, biological process: microtubule-based process. Gene Ontology annotation, cellular component: microtubule. Gene Ontology annotation, molecular function: GTP binding; structural constituent of cytoskeleton. NCBI's taxonomy places the organism in Eukaryota, Viridiplantae, Streptophyta, Magnoliopsida, Fabales, Fabaceae.